UCUGGUCAACUGAUAUAGGACACAUACUUGAGUGCAUACUGCACAAAGCAUAUUUAUACUUAAUGGUUAGACCUUGACAUUGCUUAGACGGACAGGCAAGUUUUGGCUAAUACACACAUCACUGCAAUCAUGAACCAGGGCUCAUAUUCAGGAAUCGGAAGCAACCAACAAUUUCUUCAGCCUCCUGAUUAUGAUCCUCGAAGACUUUUUCCCUUUGGACUCAGUCCAAUUCCAGAAGUACCAUCUGAGUUUGCAUCUGAAGUUAGCUCAAUAGCUAGCUAUAGCCCAACACCUAGUCUUGAUGAUUCAGAUACAGAGGCUGAAAGUGUUCGCUCCAGAGGAAGUAUUUUGUACUCUGGCUCAUGUGAUUCAAUCAAGAGUAAUCACACUAUUCAUGGAAAAUCAAGUUCAGAAUCAUCAACGGAUACUGAGCACAGUUCUGAUGAAGAAACAGAAGAUGAAGCUGAAGGAUACAAUAUGAAUAACAUUCCUGUUGAUAAGGCAGAAGUCCUUGCCAGUAAGGUUUUUUCUGAAGAAAAUGCAUCUAUUAGUAAUGAUGAAUCUUGCUUAGUAUAUGAGAAUUCUACAGUAAAACAUGAGGAAUUGAACCUUGUUGAAGAAAAAACUAUUCCAAUAACUGCUGAACCAACACCUUCCAUUCCUUGUGAUUUGGUCUCAGGAGCUGCAACUGCAUCUGAGAUCUUUAGACAUCUACAGGCAACAAGAGGAAAGCAAGAAGUUACCACCGAGCUAGCUAAGAUACUGACAGUGCUAAAAUCUACAUUGAGUUCUGAUGAUAAAGAUUCUUCAAGCUCAGAUGAGGAUAGUCCAACAAAUAUUAAUAAUAGUUUAAGUCCAAUCCCAACAGGGAAACCUCCUAAGCCACCGGCAAAAAUUAAGUUUGCUAAAAACUCAGUUGUAUCUCCUUCUAUUCAGGCUAGAAUUAGAAAUCUAGAAGAAAAUAAGCCGGGAAACCCCAAAGAAGAAAUGAAUCUCUUAUCCAAAAUUCUAGUUCAUUUAUUGUGCUCAUGUAAGACUACUGCUGCUGCACAAGAACUAAAGAGAAUUAUAAGACAGUUCAAGGAAGUAGCUAAAGUUGCCAUGGAGGAAGGGGAUGAUACUUUGGAAAGUCUAAGAACCAGUAGCCGAGCUAGUUCUAGAAGUUCCAAAAGAAAGGCUCGUUCUAGGACCACCAGUGGAAAUAGCAAUGUGUCUGGAAACUCCGAAACAGACAGCAUGAAUACAUUGACACCAGGGGAUUCUAAAUCUAGUGGAACAGAUGAUGAAUUAGCACAGGAUCCAAAUUUUGGUAAAAUAAGGUUCACUAGCAAUGUAGACUUGGAUAAAACUAAUGAAUCAUGUGUCAGCUAUACACUUACAUUACCAUUAAAAGUAGUUGAUACACAAGAUGCUGAUGAAGAGGAGGAAUAUGAAGAUGAUGAGGAGUGGGAAUGGGAAUAUGAAGAUGAACUAGAAUCCUCCACACCUACUAAAGUAAGAAAUGAUUCAUCUGGUUCUUCUAGAAAUUUGACUCCCUCUGAGGCAAAGUCUGACAUUUCUACUGGAAGUACCAGAAGAAUUUUAAUGGAUAUGGAAUUGGGGGCUUACAACAGUCAAAGUGACCCAGGAAAUUCUCAAUCUACCCCCAUAACAGAAGAAGAGGAUGCCUUUUUAGAUGAAGAAGAAGAGGACUUUAAAAAUGACAAACACAAGAAAAAAGUUGCUGACAAAUCUGAAAACUCUGAACAUUUAUACUGUCAUUUGGAGGAAACAUUCAAGGUACUUUCUGACACUUACAAGAUUAUUACAACUGGAAGUUCCCCUGACAGUGAACAUCAUUGCUCUGCAUCACUGAAUGCUGGAAUUAGUACAGAUAAAAGUUUUGAGGAUAUAUUAGAUGGGGUAUCUAGUCAGUGUUUUCAAUUAGAAUCAGAAAUUUUACGAAGCUCCCGUCAGUCAACUGCUGAACCUGAAGGUAAAUUGAAUGACACUGGCUCUAGUUCAGGACUAGUUUCAAGACCGGUCUCAAGAUCAAAUUCAAGAACAGGUUCAAGACCUACCUCUGUUUGUAAACAAAGCAAUGUAACAUCAUCUGGAGUUGAUAAUUAUGAUGAUGAUGAUGAAUGGGAGUACUACUAUGAAGAAGAUUAUGAAGUUGAAACCAAAACAGAUUCUGAAGAACCGUCAAGAAUACUUUUGAGAUCUAGGCCUGCUUCUAGACAAGAAAUAGCAGAAUAUAAAUGUACACCUCAUCCUGUUCCUAGUGAAAAUGGGAAAAAUGAGGAUGGAAAUCUAUCAAGACCAUCAUCUAGAAUUGUUAAAAGGCCAUCUUCUAGAAUUUCUAGACAACCUUCAAGAGCAUCUUCUAGGUGUUCUGUCAAACAAUCAGUAGAGGAAGAGGACUGGGGUGAUGAAGGUGAGUGGGAAUAUUAUUAUGAGGAAGACUAUGAAGAGGAGCCUAAAGCUCCAGUAGAGGUCCCAAGGGUGCCAUCUAGAAUACUAAUGAGAUCAAGACCAGCUUCAAGACAGGAAGUGGAGGAAUAUAGACAUAAAUCUGCACCAGAAAAAGAUGCAUCUCGACCAUCUUCUAGAAUUGUAAAAAGACCUGUUUCUAGAAAUUCCAGGCCUCCUUCUAGAACAAAUUCUAGAUGCUCUGUCAAACAGCCCUCAACAGAAGAAGAAGACUGGGGAGAAGAAGAUGAGUGGGAAUACUAUUAUGAAGAAGAGGAAAAUAAUGAUGUGAAUUAUGACAGUAAAACCUCAAACCAGCUAAACCCAAGAGUGCCUUCAAGGCAAGAAAUUGUCUCUAGAGUACCAUCCAGGCAAGAAGUAGAUGCUAAAAAGGGCCCUUCAAGAUCAACCUCCAGAACUCAAGUAAAAGUACCAACUCGUCCAAGUUCAAAAGCUACAAAUAAUGAGAAUCAGGAUGAGGAUCAGUGGGAAUACUAUUAUGAAGAAGAUUAUCCAGAGCAGGAGCCAGCUAACCACAGUGCCAAAACACCUUCCAUUCAAGUGGAUGACCCUAAUGGAGUUCUCCAGAUUAAAGUGCAAUCAAGACCCAAUUCAAGACAAUCUUCUAACCAAAGCAGGCCUAAUUCACGAUCUGGAUCUAGACCAGUGUCUAGGUCAGGGUCAAGACCAGGCUCAAGAACUGCAUCAAGGCUAAAACUAACAAGUGCACUUGGAAAUGUAGAGGAGGAAGAUGAAUAUGAGUGGUAUUAUGAUGAUGGAGAUGAUGCAGAACUAUGCAGAUUCUCACCAACACUAACUACAGCUCCAACAACAAGAGCAACAAGCCCAUUUCCUGAUGAAAAGGGACAAACUCAGAACAACACAGGAACAGGAUUCUCUCGAAGAAGACUGAUCUCCAUUCAUGAGUCUGAGGAAACAACUCCAGUCCCCUCCAAAACUCCCACAAACCGAGAAAUUGAGAGUGCUACUCCUAUUUCCGGCAGCAGAGCAUCAAUGAACCAGACACCAUGUGGUUUUAAAGCUGGAUACUUAACACCAGCAGGUGUUUCAGUAGCCUUAGCAGCAGAAUAUUUGGGUCAAGAUGCUGAAACACUUGCUGCUUCUCUUCCUGUAAACUUUAUAGACAACAGUCCAAGCAUGAAUGAAAAGAAGAAAAAACACAAACAGAAACAUAAAUCAAGGGACAAAGACAGUGAUGCAACAAAUGAUGAAGGCGAGGAGAAGAAAAAGAAGAAAAAGAAAAAAGAUGGAAAAUUUUUACCUAAAGUUGGUGUUAAAGAGUUGGCCAGUCAGUUAGAGUCACAGCUAUUUCAAGAUGAAACUGCUGGACAUAAAAUGAUCAUAACUAGGGAACAAGUUUCAGGAAUCAUAAGAGAUUCCAAGAAGAAAACUGCCAGGGAAGAAAUAAGCAAUGAAAGAUUGUCUGUCUUAUCACCAAUCUCUAAGAAAAAGGAAGAGGAAAAACGCAAAAGUGUUAGAGAAAUGGUAGAGCUAAUGUCAUCACACAAGCUAGGGGAACCAAUCGAAAAUCAAAACAACAUUCCAAGUAUUUCAGUUUCUUCUCAAAUGGGAGCACCUCCUGGUCCACCUCCACCACCAGUUUACUAUCAAUCUUCCAAUCAUCAAUACCCUCAACCUGGCUAUCAACCCUAUCCUGUUGAAGUACAUGCACAGUAUCCACAGUAUUCUCAAAGCCCUCAUAGUCCCUACCAACAAUAUCCCCCUCAAUCUCCAUACCACCAAUAUCCUCCCCAACAGUAUCACAAUUAUCAAAACUUUCCCCCACCUCCUCCUCCACAGCAUUAUCAACAGUACCAACAAUAUCCUCAAUACCAUCCUCCACAGCUUCAACCUUAUCCUGGAUACAACCAAAAUUAUCCGUCACAUCCACCAAUGGUGUAUCAAUCAGAAAAUAAUCCAAAUCAAGUAAAAGUAGUUGCUGGUGGACAAACUACGAUUGUCAAUAUGAGACAGAAAAAUACUGGAACAAAGCAAAAGGAUCAAAUAAGACAAAAUAAAAGCCCUGAUGCACAAAGAAACAGUCCAAACGAUUCUGAGGCCUAUGGAACAGGUUCUACUGGAAGUGACCAGACAGAAGGUCAAGAAGCCGGAAUUGAUCAUGAUGAAAAUAAAGAAACAGAGGAUGGGAAUGGAAAACCACAUAAAAGACAUUCCCGUUUAUUCAAACUGUUGCAAGACUCUGACUACACAGAUUCUGAUGCUGAUUCCAGAUCAGAUUAUAGUCGUAUUUCCAUGAAAAACAUGGAAGAUAAUCAUAACAGAGAAUCAGAUAUUGAUUCAGUUUGUUCUGGUCUGGAAAGAUCAGGAGUGGAAAGAAAACAUUCUUUUAGAUCCCACAAAUCUUCAAACAAAGAAUCAGACAAUGAUUCUGUUACAAGCACUGGGAUAGAGAGAAAAAUAUCUCCUAACUCUGUUCAAAGUAGCGUUAAACACAGACGAUUCAUGCAACUAAGUUUACAACCAAAUUAUGAGCCAAGUUCUAGUGAGCUCUCAACUCCUAAUUCUCCAACAGGGACAGGGCCUGAUAAAAGAAGGUCAUCAUCAAAGCCUCCGUCAAGAGUUUGGAAUUACCAUGCAGAUGAUUUUGACUCCCAUGCUGGAGUAUCCGAUGAUUCUUCUUAUCAAAGUCUUCAAAGUCUUAAUAGCUUUGAUUCUAUCUAUGAUAACAUUGCUGGAAUGGAAGUUGAGGAAAUAAUGAAAAGAAAAGUAAGCAGAGAUAACCUUUAUCGUUAUCAAGCAGAAAGCCCAGGUGCCUAUGUGCGAGCAUCUCCAAAAGGAGUAGAUUUACUUCGUGGAUCCCCUAAAACUCACUCCAGUUCACCGAACACAUUUAAUCGAAAUUCUCCUAAAUUGGAACAAGAGCUGCUUGAAUUAACAAACUUUCCAAGUUCUCCAGGACUUUCUCUUCGUCAGUUCCAAACCCAUAGAACCUUCUAUGGAGGGAAAUAGAUGCAAGCAAACCUCUCUGGAGGGAUAAAUUUUAACAGUUGAAGUUUUGUGAUUGCUUCCUUCUUCGUCUAAAUGAGUAAACAUUCCUUUAUCUUGUAUUCAUUUUCCACAAGCCUGUGGCUGUAACUUAUGGCACCAUCUUUAUUUCUCCAUUACCUCAGUUUUCAAGAACAGCUGGACUUUUUCAUCAUUUUUCAAUUGUUUAGAUACUUUUUUAGCCUUUACAAUACCAUCUUCUUUUUUAUUUAACUUUAACUUUAAAAUACAUCAUUUUUUAGCCAAAAACUGAUACUUUACUUUCUGAAAUAUAUCUAAAAUACACCAAAAUCCGAUGCUGAAUUGCACCAUAAGCAAUAUCUUAUUUAUUAAAUAACCACAAUUUUUUAAACAAUUAUUUUUGAUGUUUCAUGUAAAACAAUAUUGUAAGAUUCAAGCUGGAAUUGGCGCCAAACUUUUCAAAUCUGUGUGUUGCAUUUUAACAGUUUGCAACUCUUUAACUUUUAUAAAUUAUAUCAUAUUUAUCAACAACUAUAGAAUGUCUAAUUAAAAAUAUAUAAUGUAAUAAAG
Molecule: messenger RNA, 6009 nt
Organism: Eurytemora carolleeae
Lineage: Eukaryota; Metazoa; Arthropoda; Copepoda; Calanoida; Temoridae
Exons: 5
Coding region: 130-5442 (1770 amino acids)
Source: RefSeq, a predicted model, not a curated record